AUGCGCGGGGCGGAUCUUUCAGGACAAGACCUUAGAGGCGCUGUCUUCGCAGCUUGUGACUGCAGAAAGAUCAAUCUAAGAGGAUCAAACCUCGACAGCAGCACUGAUACUUUUGCGGGAUUCGAAGGUGGUGAUCUUCAAGACACAAGCUGGUACUUGUCUCUUCAUGGAAAAUCUUAUACACGUUUUGCAAACAGGGUUCAAGCCUUGGCUGAUCGGGUCGUGUUCCGAAUGACGAAUCUACAAAACGGCGCAGAUAUCACUGGAGCCGAUUUCACAGAAGCAAUCCUGGACAACUACCAGCGUCUCAAGCUUUGCAAGCGAGCAACAGGGACGAACUCGAUCACUGGCGUUGAGACACGAGAGAGCCUCGCUUGUUCGUAG
Molecule: messenger RNA, 384 nt
Organism: Selaginella moellendorffii
Lineage: Eukaryota; Viridiplantae; Streptophyta; Lycopodiopsida; Selaginellales; Selaginellaceae
Product: thylakoid lumenal protein TL20.3, chloroplastic-like
Exons: 3
Coding region: 1-384 (127 amino acids)
Source: RefSeq, a predicted model, not a curated record